Molecule: messenger RNA, 5802 nt
Organism: Pomacea canaliculata
Lineage: Eukaryota; Metazoa; Mollusca; Gastropoda; Architaenioglossa; Ampullariidae
Product: protein hsr-9-like
Exons: 7
Coding region: 172-3726 (1184 amino acids)
Biological process (GO): regulation of transcription by RNA polymerase II
Cellular component (GO): chromatin; nucleus
Molecular function (GO): DNA-binding transcription factor activity, RNA polymerase II-specific; RNA polymerase II transcription regulatory region sequence-specific DNA binding
Source: RefSeq, a predicted model, not a curated record
CAGUGAUUUUCUGCUUUAAACAUCUUCAUUAACUGAAAAAUCGGUUCAGAAAUGUCUGUUUGGAUAGUAGUUCGAUUAAGUUUUGACCAUAUUUCACGCCAAACAAAGAGGAUGCAAAAAUGGCGUGGCGACGACCGGUUAAACCGGCACGGAUAAUAUCGACCUAAAAAGAUGUCUGUUGAAAAGGAACGAGAAACACCGGGGAACCUCGGACUUGGAGCUAUGGCAGAAGCAGAGGAACAGUUUGUGACAGAAGAUGGAGUUGAAGAAACUGUUGCGGUUACAGAUGCACAGGUUUUGCAAACACUGGAAAUACCCAAAACUCUCAUGCAGGAUGAUGCAGCAGGUGAUGGCUCUGGAGUAACACAGUAUGUUGUCGUCACACAGACUAAUGGCAGUGCAGAUCAAGAUGUUCAAACCAAGGAAGCUGAGGAAACAGUAGUGCUAAUGCAUGUAGAAGGAGAGGAAGCUACACAAAUAGUAACUCUGGAAGAAGAAGUAGUUGAAGAAACCACCGAAACAGUUCCAAUGGUAAUAGAUGGUGAUCAGCAAGUGAUCAAUGAUAGUGAUGGAGAGGAUACUGGUCUUCUUCAGCCAGGAGAGGCCUUAACUGGUGGAGCAGAUGAUGAGGGAGAAACAAGGAUAAUUAAUCUAGAAGUUGAUGAGGAAGAAGAGGAGGAUAGUGGAGACAAAGAUGUAGAGUCUGCAAAAGGUCGAAGUGAAGAUGAAAAGGAUCAAAACAAAGAUGAGGAUGAUGAAGAAGAGGACCAGGAUGACACACAGAAGCCAUCAGAUGACAUAAUGCAGCUUCCUGCACAAGCCAUUCAAGAUCAGACACUUGGAGCAGAUGAAGAUAAUGAUGAUCUACCAGAGUCUUCGCAAACAGCCAGCCCCAGUAAGCGUACUAUUCGAUCUCCUGAAAAACUGGCUGCUGCACGCAGAGCUGCAGAAACUGCUUUUGGCUUUGAUGAUCCAGAGCCAGAGAAAUUAGAAGAAGCACCUACAGCAGAAGAGCCUGUUCCUAGUCCUCGGCGGAGAGGGAGAGUACCAAAGUCUGACAAAGAACCUGAAACCUCUGAUAAAGAAAAAUCAGAAGCGAGUGAUAAAGGCACACCCAUCAUUGAAAAGAGACGUGGUAGACCUCCUAAAGAAAAGCCUCAAGAGGAUGAAGUUACAGCUGAAUCAGACACUGAUAAGAAAGCAAGAAAAAGCAAAAAACUUGACUCUGUUGAGAACAAAGACAAAGAAGUGAGGGAAAAAGAGAAAGAAGUUGAAGAGACACCUCGAAGGAGAGGGCGGCCACCUAAACGCUAUAUAGAUGAAGCUCCAGACCCCAAAGAGAAAGAAGAAAGAAAAACUCCUGGAUCUACUGGAAGGGGGCGGGGACGUCCCCGUAAGGAACCAGAGACUGAUGAAACGCCUAAAGCUGCAGAAAAAAGCACAAAAAGAGUUGCGGAGGGCACAACUCAGGCUUCCCAAGAACCAAGAGGAAGAGGUCGCCCAAAGAAGGAAGAUGUCUCAGAAGAAGGUACUACUCCACGUAGGGGUCGAGGGCGGCCAAGGAAAGAAGUUGCAGAAAUACGUACAGAUUCAGAAGAGGCAGAAGAGAGCAUGGAAGAGGAAGCAUAUGAAGGAGGAGCUCUUGAGGCUGAGGAAGACGGGAAGCCACGAAGGUCUGGUCGCCAGCCUGUUAAAAAGGCAUUUAGUGAUGAAAUUGGCAAGAACAGUCCUCAAAAGAAAGUCGAGUCUGACAAGGGAAAAGUUAGGGUACCCAGAGAAGAAGAUUCAGUCACUCCUGGUAGAAGAGCUCGAGUCAGGUCUCGUAGGGAAGAUGAAGAUGAUGGUUUGACAGAACAAGAAAGGCAAAUGGUAUCAGAAGACACAGAAGAAAGUGGACGACGUACUGCACGAAAACGAACGCAAGAUGAUGAAGACUCUUCUAGUUCUCAUUCUGGAUCUCAAUCUGGACCAUCUCCAGCACGUAAAAAGCCAAGAUCACAGGCUGAUAUUCAGAUUCUUCCAGCAGGCAUGGCUAGGGUAAAAGAAGAACCUGUGGAGGAAGAAGAGCCUCCACAGUUGGUUGCCCCACCACCCCCAGGCACUCCAGCUGCUCCAACUGUGCACAUUAUUGCUUCACAGUCAAUCACUCACAUUGGAGGUUUGACAAGCACUCCAAUCACCCUACACCAAGAUAGUUACAGCUUUGAUGAACUUGAUACUACAGAUGUCAGCCGAUUGGAGGUUUCAAGUAUGGAAGAUGCAAGCAUCAUGUCCACCCAAGGAACACAGACACCACAGGAACCUGAAUUUGUGGAGGUGCAAACAAUUUAUGAGUCUUCAACAAGAAGAUCGGUACAGACACAGACUGAUCCUCGGCUUAAGAAGAAGAAGUUUGGGCCUCUCAACGUAGAUGCUGAAGUAGACACCAUGGACUUUGAAGAUGAGGAUGAUGACGAAUAUGAAGAUGAGACUGGUCGACGCAGAAGGCGACGAGGGGAUGAUGACAUCAGUCUUUUUGAAGACAGUGAGCCUCGUCGCAAAUCCAUCAAAAGAAACACAGAAGAGGCUUUGAAGUGUCCAUUCUGUGACAAAGCAUUUAUAGGGCUGGUAAAGCAUAUCAAGAGCAAGCACUCGGAAGAAGCAGAUUUUGAAGAGGAAAUGCGCAAUGCUAAAUGGCGAGAACGAAUUAUGAAAGUAUCAACUACAGGUUCUGAGGAGCUUGGAGACACUUGUACUGAGUGUGGCAAGGUGACCAAGAACAUGAAGCGUCACAUGGAACUACAUCAACAGAAUCGCAUGCAGAUUCCAUGUCCCAUCUGUUCUAAGGUGGUCUUAAAAACUGGUAUGAGCUCUCACAUGCGCACUGUCCAUUCAGGCCGCAAACCAUACAAGUGCCCUCACUGUGACUAUUCUUCUGCCUUCCGUGGAAAUCUGAACACUCACAUUAAGGGUAUGCAUUUGCAUACACGCCAGUACCUGUGCAACACCUGCAAAGCUGCUUUUAAGACUCUGGGUGCAUUGAUUGGUCACACAAAGCGUGUGCACGAAGGCUGGAAGUCACCCAAUCAAAAGAUUUUCAUUUGCUCGGUAUGCGAAAAGCGUUUCACCAAGAAAUACCAUGUUGAUCGCCAUAUGCUGAUUCACACUGGUGAAAAGCCACAUAAGUGCACUGAUUGUGGACGCUGCUUCAACAACAAGUCCAAUCUGAUGUCACAUAUACAACUGGUACAUAAGAAGCUUUCUCCAUACAUGUGUGACAUGUGUCAUGAGACCUUCAAGCGUAAAAAGUUACUGCUAGAGCAUAUUGGAAAGGUUCAUGUUGCUCAUGGUGAGGCAGCAAAGGCUAUGCAAGCAUACAUUCGUAAAAUUGAAGAGGAGGCCCCAGAUGACAUGGAAGUUGAGGAUGGAGAGCAUGAGGGUACCCGCACCAUAACAAUAGCUACUCAGGGCGAGGAUGACGGAAACACCGUCUAUGCCCAGGUGUCAGAUGGUACAUACCAGGCUGUUGUGACUGAUGCCUCGCAGGUUCUGCAAGGCCAGACAUUCACUACACUUCAGACAGAGGGAGGACAAGAGACAAUCAUCAUUGUGCAGGCAGCUGAUCCUAAUGAAGUCACACAUGCCAUCGUAGAGGGAGAAGAAGGUGCGGUACAGUUUGCCAUGCAGUCUGCAGAUGAUGAAGCACCAACCUCUGCCACCAUCUUUACCGCACAAAUGCAAACAUAAAAGUAGAAACUGAAAAUCUCACAACUCUGUAGGCUGGAUAUCUUUUGUAUAAUCUCCAAGUGAUGCCUUUCAUCUGAAGAAAUAUAUGACAAGAACAAGACUGUUGUAGAUGGUUAAUCCUUCCGCAAAUGAAUGGUCAGACACGAUUUUGCCCCAGUGACUUUUCUUUCAUACAGUUUUAUAGAUAAUUUGAAUUGAAUGUUACAAAAUCACAAAAUAGUUUCAUUGAACUUUGGUUGCAUUUUAUUUGUGGUUUUGGUGAUGACCAGGAUUUAUGCACAUGCAUGCGAACGUAAAAUGUAAAAUUCAGUGUCAAAAUAGCAUUGAUGCCAUCAUUUAAACGGAGAAAAAAAUAUGACCAUGUGCUUCUUCUACUAGGGUAUGUUGGAAUGUAAUUUACAGCUGUUUACCUUACUUACUUUAUACUUGUGCUAUGGAAUUAUAAAAAAAAAUGAUUUUACUUUUUGUUUGAUAAGGAAAUGAUUAUUUUUGAGAAGCUUAUCCCCUUACCCCCUGGUCUGCUUAUGAAAUAUUUUAAAGUCAUAUUAAAUGUUGAAUGCAUUUGUUUUAUGAGGCAUUUCUUCACACAUUUGUAGUAAACUUGACCAGGUCUUUACAAAAAAUUCUUUGCAAACAAUAUAAAAGGAUGGUAACUUUACAGAUGCCAAAUUCUUAAAGAACAAAAUGGAAUAAGCCAUCCUUAAAUAGCUGAGCAUAAUUAUUUUCAGACCAACCCAUCCCCAUGAUCAUUUUUGUCAUUAUUCAGAAUGGAAUAUAGAUGUAUAUUGGUGAACAGUAUACAAUUAUCUUACCUUUAUUGAAAUUUUGUGACAAUCUAAGAAAUCUACUCUUCAAAUUCCUGGGCUGUUGGAUUUUUCCUUUUAUGAUUUGUUGGUUACUCUCCAUUUGUACAAACUUUAAGCAUUUGAAUAAAGCUGUGCAAGGUUGGGAAAUAGGCUGAGUAAAGAACAUUUUAUAAUUCCAUACUUGCAAGACUAAUUUUAUCACAAUGUAGCAGAAGUCUCUCUUUCUAGCUUCCAUGCACAAAUGUACAUUUAUUUUAAAGAUUCUAUGGUGCAUGAAUUGUAAAGUAUUACAUUCUUUAAUAACCUGGCUAAACUAGUUAUUCCCCCCUUUCCUAUCACAUAUUUCAUACCACAGAAGAGUGAGAAGAAUAUAUUACAAAAUAUUUCCCCCAGUUCCACCUUGGAAAAGUACCUUUAAGGCUCCUGUUGCAAUGGCCUUUAUGCAUGUAUUUUUCAGCAAUACAUAAAGCUAUGAUUACCAUGGUGAAAAGGUUUGAAUGUGAUGAAUGCUAUCAUUUUUCAGUUUAACAAAUGUCAAGUAUGCUGAACCAUUUGCAUUUCUCAUUUUCCCAUGUUGAUACAAAUUUAUGAGCUGUAUAAAAUAGAGGAGACUGCACCUAUUUUGUUUUGCAUGUUAUAAAUAAAGCAUUUCUACUUUUUUUGUAGGAAUGUGCAUUCAACCUUUUUUUAAUUUUAUGGGAAAGAGGGGGGGGGGGGUUAAAUGGAGAAAAGGCAACACUGACCAAUUAUUAUGGGUUUUUUCACUGUUGCUCAGUGUGGGAAUUUUUUUGUUAAUACAUUUGCAUGUUUCAUUUGGGUCACACUGUAAAUGUCUGUUGCAGUAGAACCAGCUUUGUGCUUGCUUGCCAUCCGAGCUUUAGACUUAAAAGUGUUUUUGUUGUGUCUCCAAUAUCAUUCCUUAUAAGGUUUUCUGUAUCUAGUAGUUUGACAUUUCAUCAUUUUACAAGAAAGUAUGGUUUAAACAUUUUUAUCACAAACAAUAGGCUGAACUAGCUCCUUUAGUGAUCCUCUCUGUCCAUGAUAUAUUUAUCACCCAUUUAAAGGCAUCCAUUGAUAAUUAUUUACAGACAUCUAAAUAAAUUUUAGGACUAUAAUGCAAUCCAUAAUGACCAUCUGAAAUGCCAAUGGAUCAGCAAGCAAUGAAUUUUACUGCAAUUUAUUUUCAUCAUCGAUAAUGUACCAUUCGGCCUGCUGUUUGCCAAUCUUUGUACAUGUUGUUGACAUUGUCACAAUAAACCUUUGUUUGAUA